Messenger RNA from Coregonus sp. 'balchen', 3387 nucleotides. The record is from the annotation of a GenBank genome assembly. Lineage: Eukaryota; Metazoa; Chordata; Actinopteri; Salmoniformes; Salmonidae.
UUUAACCCCACAUGGAUGGAUGCUACCCCGUUGGAACACAAAGACCUUCAGCAUGGUGAGCAUGCCUGCCUAUCCGAGCCCACACCUUGCCGGUGUCCUCGCUUCAGCCCUGAGCCCCAGGCUCCACCUGAAACCGUGAUUCGGUCAGCCCAUUCUAACCGGAGCACCAUGGUGUGACGAGCAACCGCUUGGUAAUCUAUCAGAGGACCCCAUUCUACCCCCAUUCUUCCCCAGUCUUUGUUGGAUACAUUUUGUCUGCCUGGGCUUCCUUUGUAACACAGGGUUUACGCAGAGCACAGCCGAGUGGACAGGGCAGCAGAGCGCCCGGAGUUUGGCAGUUCUUUGUUGCCGAGAUGGCAGCGGGACCGGAGCGGCCCGUGGCAGAGGCGCAGCACCAGGACCGGGACCAACCGCCAAUUGAGAACGGCUUCAUGUCGCUGGAGCAGACACAGGCCCCCAGGCUGCUGCCGCACGUCGACGGCUCAGUACUACCGUCUCUCGGGGGAUUUGGGAAACACCAAAAGCAGCUCGUGAUCCUGACGUGGAUACCGGCUUUAUUUAUCGGAUUUAGCCAGUUUUCGGAUUAUUUCCUUUUGGCGCAACCGAACGGCACGUGCGUACAGCCUCUGGUCAACGGGAGUAGUUGGACCGUGGGUUCUUUAACGUUACCGGUGACCGUCACGAACGGUGGCAUUGGUACACCCGUGCCUUACCUCCCCCGAGACAAUAACACUCGAGACGGUGUAGGUGACAGCGGUGGCAUGCAGUGCGCGUGCAAGGAGUGGAAGCUCGAGCUGCAGACAGGACUCAGUCAGAACGUGGUAACCAAGGUAACAAGUGUGCACCAGAUACCAUACCUCUCCCCUCUGAUUGUUUCGGCGUCCUGAAAAAGCUGAAUAAUCAUCAGCAUCACUAACAGGGCAUCCUAUGCAACUAUGGGGCACAAUCUGGUCUCAGUGGAGUUUAGUCUACCCAGCACCAUGGACAGCACAUGUACUCUGCCAAUGUUCCAUUCUGUACAUUCUGUGCCAUAGGCCUACUGUAAGACAGACCACAGUGUGCCCUCAGAGCAUACAGUAACUGGUGCCCACUCAUUUUCAAACCACUUUUAUAUCUCAGCUGACAUGAUCAAAAACACACUACACUCUGGAGUAUAACUAUCCAUGCCAGCUAAUUGAAUUAAUCCUACUGUGGGUGUACAGUGUUUAAUGCGAUUGUAAUAUACAGCAGUGUAGCCUAUUAGGCCACUCUGUGAUACUGAUGAGAGCAGAGGAUGUGAUUAUUGUACAAUCCAUCAUAGAAGAAGAGUAGGUGUAGCAGGUUCUCUUUUGACCCAUUUUACAUUUUAGUCAUUUAGCAGACGCUCUUAUCCAGAGCGACUUACAGGAGCAAUUAGGGUUAAGUGCCUUGCUCAAGGGCACAUCGACAGAUUUUUCACCUAGUCGGCUCAGGGAUUAGAACCAGCGACCUUUUGGUUACUGGCACAACGCUCUUAACCACUAAGCUACCUGCCGCCAACGCAUUGACCUGCAUCUGAACAGGUUUGACAAAAUAUCAAUUUAAUCUCAAACAGGGACCUUCUUAUAUGAGAUGAAGUUUAACUGUGUGUGUUGUUAGUAUGUGUGAUCCUUUCUUAGAGUUUUACUGUGUGUGUGUGUGUGUGUGUGUUCAGUGCCAGACAUCUGCUUUCUCAGAUAAUGCUGGGUUUAAAUAGCCCAUAGAUAAACCUAUUACAGUAGAUUUAUCAAUCAUACCCAAUACUCAUCUCUCUCUAGCCUUCUUCCUCUCUUUUACUCUCCUUCAAUCUCUCUUCCCUCUUUUUCUAUCUCUCCCUUACUCUCUAUCUCUCUCUCUCUCUCUCUCUCUCUCUCUCUCUCUCUCUCUCUCCUCUCUCUCUCUCUCUCUCUCUCCUCUCUCCAACCAAGUUGUGCUUCAGGAUCUUUUAGUUUUGUCUCUAACAAAUGACAUGAUUACUCUUUGUCUUAUGGAGUGUGAUACUGUAUCAUGUUGUUGAUAGACAUGUCAGUAUUCAUCAUGUUGUUGAUAGACAUGUCAGUAUCAUCAUGUUGUUGAUAGCCAUGUCAGUAUUCAUCAUGUUGUUGAUAGACAUGUCAGUAUUCAUCAUGUUGUUGAUAGACAUGUCAGUAUUCAUCAUGUUGUUGAUAGACAUGUCAGUAUUCAUCAUGUUGUUGAUAGACAUGUCAGUAUUCAUCAUGUUGUUGAUAGACAUGUCAGUAUUCAUCAUGUUGUUGAUAGACAUGUCAGUAUUCAUCAUGUUGUUGAUAGACAUGUCAGUAUUCAUGUCCCUCUCAUUCUCUUUCUCUUCUGUUGUUUGGUGUAUUAUUACUUAUAUUUAAUACAUAUAUUUCCCACUUCUCUCUGCAGUGGAACCUGGUGUGUGAUUCGGCCUGGAAGGUUCACAUCGCCAAGUUCUCUCUCUUGGUGGGAUCUAUCUUCGGCUACCUGGUGAUGGGCGUCAUGGCCGACUGGUACGCCAUCCAGCAUUCUCCUUCUCCAUUUUGUGUAUUUGUGUGUGACAGUGGAAAUUCCGCUCCAACCGCUAACUCACAACUCUCCCCAACGUAACAAAACAUACUCAAGAAACACUGUCAAUACCACUGACCCAUAAAAAGCCAAGGCAUUUCUGGAUCUGGGGCGACAGUACUUCUAGGUCUCAGGAAAGUAGUAGUGAUGCACUUAGCCAUCUGCUACAUGUGUUCUCAUUCCUGUGUCUGCAUCCCCACUCCCCCAGGCAUCCGAGAAUAGACAGUGUCUUAUGAAAAACACCCACAUAUCUCCCUGUUGAGUUGUCUGUGGGAUGAGCUGUAGCUAUAGCAACAUAGAUUAGAGAAAAACCGUGUCAGAACUCUGACCCAAUGACCUGCUGACCUCUAACCCAGGAUCAGGUUGCCGAGGGAAACAGACUGGAGGGGAUCUGAAUGUUCUCUUCCAGACCAUUGGACUAAUUUCUGUCUCUUUCCAUUUCUUAUUUUCUCUAUUCUCUCUCAUUUUCUUACUCUCCCAUUCUCUCUGUCGCUCUCCCUCUCUUUCUUUCUCUCUCUCCCUCCAUCCCACUCUCUUUUUUUCUCUCUCCAUCUCUCUUCCCUCCCCCCGUUCUCUUUCUCUCUCCCCCUCUCUUUCUUUCUCUCUCUCUCUCUCAGGUUUGGUCGUCACCCAGUCCUGAUAGUCUCGGUGCUGUUCAUGUUGGUGUUUGGUUUGAGUGUAGCGUUCUCCUUCAACGUGACCAUGUUCAGCACAUUACGUUUCUUUGAGGGCUUCUGUCUGGCUGGCCUCACUCUCUCCCUCUACAUACUGAGUAAGUACACCUACACUUCCUGGUAUCUAGUUCUGUUGUCUGUCAAAGAAUGCCCAGAAAGCAAACGGCAU